Molecule: messenger RNA, 1309 nt
Organism: Thecamonas trahens ATCC 50062
Lineage: Eukaryota; Apusomonadida; Apusomonadidae
Product: endoplasmic reticulum oxidoreductin 1
Exons: 1
Coding region: 98-1309 (403 amino acids)
Biological process (GO): protein folding in endoplasmic reticulum
Cellular component (GO): endoplasmic reticulum membrane; endoplasmic reticulum
Molecular function (GO): thiol oxidase activity; FAD binding; protein-disulfide reductase activity
Source: RefSeq, a predicted model, not a curated record
GGCGGGUGAUGGAUGAGGCGGGAGAGUGAGUGUGGGAUCGUAUACUCACGUGGGCGUUUGGGUGUGGGCGAACGGGAGAGCAGACAGCGGGUUGUGUAUGAUGGAGGGCUGCUCUCUCAAUCCGUGCUCUCCCUCGGACGUCCCGAUGUGCCUCAAGCAACUCGAGGCGGCGGAGGAGCCGGCGUGCGAGCCGUCAUCCGAGAUGAUGCUGUCGUUGGUGGCGGCGGUAGAUCCGUUCGGCGCGCGCGCCGCCGAUGCUCAGCGAGCUGAUGCCGAGGGCCUGCCAGCGUACACGCCCGGGGACGUGUGGAUGGUCGACGAUGAGGUGCCGCGUGAAGACUCGGCAGCCGAGUUUGUUGAUCUGCUCUCGAAUCCCGAGCGGUUCACCGGGUACAAGGGCUUUGAGUCCCGGUCGAUCUGGGCGGCGAUCUACUCGGAAAACUGCUUUCUCGACGAAGACGACGAUGAGGACGACGAGGCUGAAGACCUCGACUACGAGGACCCGGUCUUUGGCGACUCUGGCCACGGCCCGCAUGCACAGCAGUGUCUCGAGAAGCGGGUCUUCUUCCGGCUCAUUUCGGGCCUGCACUCGUCUAUCACCUGCCACCUUGUCGAUGAGUACUUUUUCGAGGACUCGCAGACGUGGGGCCCCAACCUGGACAUGUUCAAGGCGCGGUUUGCGGCGCACCCGGAGCAUCUCGACAAUCUGUACUUUGCGUACAUGCUUGCGCUCCGCGCCUUUGACAAGGCUGCGCCGCUGCUCUCGGCCUAUCACUAUCGCACCGACAACGCGAGCGAGCAGGCUGCCGUUCGCAUCACCAUGGGCGAGCUAGUGGAGACGCUGCGCGGCGAGCUCACCGCCGCCCGCUGCGACGUCCCGUUUGACGAGUCGCGCCUCUUCCGCGGGCCCGAUGCUGCCGCCCUCCGCGCCGCCUUUCAGCGCAAGUUCUACAACAUCUCGCGGAUCAUGGACUGUGUCGGGUGCUCAAAGUGCAGGCUGUGGGGCAAGGUUCAGAUCCGCGGCCUCUCGGUUGCGCUUCGCAUCCUGUUUGGCGACGGUAGCGCGAGCAGUCUUGCCAAGCUCACCCGAAACCAGAUCCUAACCUUUGUAUGGACGCUGCACCGGCUCUCCGAGUCGGUCGCCAUCGUCAACCGCAUGCACGCCCGUCAUGCCCGCGCCACAAGCCUCUGGACCGGCGUGACCGUCCUUGUCCUCGUCGCCGCCGCUGGCUUUGCCACUGCCGUCGUCCGCUGGUUCAUCUGCCGCUCAUCGCGCGCCCGCCCAUCCAAGCUCGCCAAGCAGGACUAG